Diabrotica virgifera virgifera (western corn rootworm) is the source of this 10452-nucleotide messenger RNA. RefSeq names its product intermembrane lipid transfer protein Vps13 (gene Vps13). Gene Ontology annotation, cellular component: extrinsic component of membrane. The record is from RefSeq and is a predicted model, not a curated record. Gene Ontology annotation, biological process: protein retention in Golgi apparatus; protein targeting to vacuole. Lineage: Eukaryota; Metazoa; Arthropoda; Insecta; Coleoptera; Chrysomelidae. The coding region runs from base 165 to 9875 and encodes 3236 amino acids. The transcript has 42 exons.
ACUGGUUAGUUUGUUGGCAACUCUGAUCUGAUUCUGAUUGGUAUUGGCGAUAUAAACAUAAAACAUAACCUUGAAGUUCUGAUGUCAUGUCAGGAAAGAUAUGUAAUUUCUAAAAUUAGCAAAUAAGAACUUCUUGGUGAUUUACAACCCUUAAGAAAACCAAAAUGGUUUUCCAAAGUGUGUUGUCUUAUGUUUUAAACAAGUACUUGGGGGAAUUCGUUGAAAACUUGGACGAAAACCAACUGAAUGUGGGGAUUUGGGGAGGUGAUGUAGAAUUAAAGGAUUUAGUCUUAAAGCCCGCAGCUUUAGCUGAAUUAGAUUUACCAAUACAGUCAGUGUAUGGAAAAAUAGGUAAACUGGUUCUAAAGAUACCCUGGAAGUCUCUGUACACAUCUAGUACUGUUAUAACUGUAGAAGAUAUAUAUUUAGUUGUGCAGCCUAAUCAGCAAGUUCGGUAUGACCCAGUGAAAGAGGAACAGAGGUUGUAUGACUAUAAAGUGAAAGAAAUUCAAAGAGUUGAAGAAACAAAACGAGCAGAAGAUGAGAAAUUAGCGGGAAAAGCACCAGCCAAAGCAGGAUGGACACAAGAAUUUGCAGAAAAACUGGUGGCUACUAUAAUAAAAAAUAUCCAACUUAGUAUAAAACACAUACACAUCAGGUAUGAAGACAAAGUUACGAACCCGAAAUUUCCAUUUUCUUUUGGUGUUACAUUAGACCAACUUAUCGUCGAAAGUACAGAUGCCAACUGGAAGAAGACCAUCGCAGAUGAUAUCAUCAAAAUUUACAAGAUCCUCCAUUUGGAGAACUUGGCCAUUUACUUGAAUUGCAAAAGUUCUCUGUACGGAGACCUGCCUGUGACGCAAAUGUUAAGCAAACUGGAAUUGGGAAUAGCCUCAAAAGAGCACAAUCCUGAUGGAUUUAAAUACAUUCUGGGGCCAAUAAACUCCUCAGCAAGACUGAUAAUGAAUCAGAAACCAGAAAUCGACCAGCCACCCUACACCAUACCGAAGUUUCAUUUUAAUCUACAAAUGGAGACCCUCUACAUAGGAAUGAACAAGAGCCAGUACAGAGAUAUAAUAGCGUUGGUGGAUUCUAUGGGUAGAAUGACCAAAGGCAUUCCUUAUCGCAAAUACCGACCGAAUUUGACGGAAUACAAAGGACACUACCGCGACUGGUGGAAGUUUGCCAUCACUGCCGUUUUAGAGCAAGACGUGAAACGGAAGAGAAGAGAGUGGAACUGGGACAACAUUUUAGAUUAUAGGAAAAAAUGUAGAACAUACAAGGAACUGUACUCCUUAUCAAAUCAGAAGAAAGCUUUGAAACCUGAAGACGCUGAGAAACUAAAAUCGUGCGAGAAGGGUUUAGAUCUAACUAACCUCAUCAUUAUUAGGCAACAAGUUCAAGCACAAGCUAUGAAAGAAGCUAAGGAAAAGGGAAAACAGUCUUGGUGGGACUGGGCCUGGGGAAGCAAGUCAAACUCCAGUAAGGAUGGUUCAAAGGGUGACAUUAUCGACCAGUUUAAGAAAGAAAUGACACCGGAAGAAAAACAAAACAUGUACAAAGCUAUCGGAUACCAAGAAAAUGCAGCGCCUGCCGAGUAUCCCGAAGAAUUCGUUGAUAUAACAGCAACAUUUUUGUUAAAAGCACUUCAGCUUGAGUUGUCUGACGUUGAUCUAACAGAGAAGUCAGUUACCGUGCUUAAAGUUGACCUGAAUACAGUACGUUGUAAGUUGGAGACUAGGGCCGCAGCUUCGGCCAUGAAAGUUCAGGUAAAAGUAGAUGACUUCCGAGGUGAAGGAUACCGUGAGGGAGAUUUCAUACCUUACCUAAUAACAUCAGAAAAAGCCCAACAAGAAGGCCUGCUAGAAGUGUUAUUCGAGACCAAUCCAUUGGACAAGAGAUGCGAUCAGCGAGUUCACGUAACUGCUUUGCCUCUUAAGAUCAUUUAUGAUGCUAACACAGUCAAUAAACUGGCGGACAUUUUUAAAAUUCCACCAGACUCCAAUUUAGAGCAGAUUGCGGACGUAGCACAAAGCAGAUUAACCGACUUCAAGGAGAUGUCUUCCUUGGGUCUUCAGUAUGCGGUGGAAAAGCGACCUCUGGUAGAUCUAAAUGUAGAUCUUCAGGCACCCAUUUUGUUGAUGCCACAUACUGGCAAAUACACCGGCAACGAGAACAUUUUGUUGGUGAAUCUGGGAAGAGUGAAAGUGUUUUCUUAUGGCAGAAGAUGUACAGCUACUGAAGUGAAACGGCUCAACGAAGAAGGCAAAACCCAAGCCGAAAUCUUUGCCUUCAUGAAGGAGCAUAGCUACGAUAACUUUAAGCUCGAAUUGACAAACGUUCAAAUUCUAGCAGCCGAACGUGGCGAAAACUGGUCGGAAGCUUUAACAACAGGAAAGUCCAAAAUGCAUAUUCUGAAUCCUGUGAGUUUGUCGAUAACAUUUUCCACGUGCCUUAUAACCGACGAUCCUAGAUUGCCCCUUAAUAAGGUGGCUGGGGUUAUACCGUCAAUUGAUCUGGUUAUUUCAGAUGCUAGGUUGUUGUUGGUCAUUGGCCUAUUUACUAGUAUUAAGUUCCCAGGAGAUGAAAUCCCUGAAGCACAACCUUUGAGAAAAGCAGCUUCCAGUACUCUACUUUUGAAAUAUAAAGAGAUGCAAGCUACAGGCAAAAAUACUAAACAGCUAAUAGCUAAUCUUGCAGACGCAGAAGCCAGCGUCCAGUUCACUACUUUAUCUGCUGAAUUUGAAAUGUCCAAGCUCUCUGUAGUUAUAAACAAACAAGGCACAACCGCUGAAUCAGCACAUCAGCUAGCUAAGUUCAGAGUUGACACGAUAAAAUGCGACCUGAAGCAGCAAACGUACAUCACAGACAUCUCGUUGAUUCUGGGUGGUAUAGCUCUAGAGAUGGAAAGGGAUUCCAAGAUAAUAAACAUCAUCGAGACGCCAAGGGGCGACUGUAAAGACGAUUGUUCGUUAUUUAAAGUUGAAUUCAUGCAGGUCGACACCAAAUGUCCGGAAUUCUACUCCACCUACAAAUCUUGCGAGUCCAGUCUUCUUCUAAAUUUCGAAGUUUUGAAUAUAAUACUUCACCAAGAAGGUCUCCUGUCCCUGAUGAAAUUCGGAAACGAGAUCCAGGAGCGGAUAGCUGAAGCUACCGAAGUCAAAACGUCCCAGGACAGAAUUGCCACCAUACACUCGCCUGGAUUAGCGCCAGGAUUAGCGACUGGACUUUCUACACUUGCUUCGAUAGCCGAAGAGUUCACCGAAGAACUGCCGAAGGAAAUUAAAAAGCGCUCGAAACGCAAGAAGGUAACCGUUCAGACUAUUAAGUUCAAGAUUAGCGCCGCCUUGAAGGAAGUUUCACUUAAAAUCGCUACAGACGCCACAGAUGUAUCUCGAAUGGCUAUCAGUGGUGCCAACGCAACUGUUAUAGUAAAGGACACUUAUACACAAGUAAAUGCCACUCUCAGCGACAUGACUGUUAUGGAUUUGAACAAACGAAGUGUGCACGAACUGAUUAUGUCUCGAUUGGAAGGUGACACACUGUCGGCACAAGUUGUGAUGAACAACAACGAAGAUGUUGAAACAGACCUACCUGAUAUGGACAUAACAGUACAAUUGGGAAGAUCCCGAAUUGUAUUCAUGAAUUGGUAUGUCUCCAACAUGUUGAAUUUCUUAAACCAGUUCCAAGCUGCCCAAGAUGCUAUUGUCGAGGCGUCUCAAAAGGCCGCCGAAGCUGCCAGAGAGAACAUGAAAGAAGCAUAUAAAAAGGCCACGAAAAUAUCCCUCAAUGUUAUCGUUAAAGCUCCAAUUAUCAUGGUACCAAUCAAUUCACACAGUUACGACAGUUUAUUACUAGAUAUGGGUAUCAUAACUUUAGAAAAUAAGUUCCUGACGUUAGACAUCCAGAACGAGGAAGGUCAUCCUGCUGUUAUAGAUGAUCUGAAGAUUGGUUUUAAAGAUUUGAAGAUGUCUAGAGUGCUUUUGGAUGAACACUAUGGGCUGGUUAAUGAAUAUUACAUGCUGGAACCGUUUAAUUUGAAUUUGUCGGUGAAGAGGAACUUGUCAGCUUCUUGGUAUCAGUCUGUCCCGGAUUUAGAUAUAUCAGGAAACAUACCGUCAAUACAUAUAAUGAUGGGCAACAUCGAUUAUCAGCGCAUCAUGGAAAUCCUUAGCGGAAAUUUGGCUGAAGGAAAAGUUGAAGCUGUCGUAAAAGACCCCGUAGAAGAAAGUAAAGAACUUGCAGGUGCUGCUUCUCUAACCGCCAGUGCUUCUGUUGUGUCUACUAAAGCUGAUGUUGCGAAAGAAAUAUGGAUGGGAGCCACCAAACAGAAGCCUCACAUAUUCCUGAAGUUUAGCUUUGCAAUGGAAAAGUUCACUAUUUCUCUGCAUCAUAACUUGACUGAUGAAAGGAGCAAAGUACCUGGUGCUGAUAAACAACAAUUCGCUAAAUUCUGGCUCGAAGGACUCUCCGUCAAGGGCCGCAUAAUGACAGAUAAUUCCAUAGUGACCUCAGUUCUGCUGAUGAACUGCCUUAUGGACGACGCUCGGCCGGGCAGGGAAGGUAAAUUGAACAGGAUCAUAGAUAGAUCUUCGCCCAAAGAUGCCACGUACGAAUUUGUCGAUCCGAAGAGCGCUUCCACCAAGAGCAUGAUCGAUGUCACUUUCCAGAUGAAAGACAAUGAAAUGUUUGCUGACAUUCGGGUAUUCAGUUUUACCAUCAUUCUCUCAAUUGAAUACCUCAUGAAACUAGCGGAAUUCUUCAAAAUACCCGAAGAACAAGAACAAGAGAUUAAAAUGAUAAGUGCCGGAAAAUCAAAUGUCCCCACACCAAAAGUUAAACCUGCAGACACACCAGCUGCAGAACAACAUAUGACCAUAAACCUUAAAUUGGAAAAACCUGAUAUUAUUUUGGUUGAACAUAUGGAUAAUGUGGAUACACGAGCUAUGAUCCUAAACGCUGAAAUUUUACUGAAAUACCGUGCUGCCGGUAAACAUCAGGUUGUAAAUGGUAUAAUCAAAGAAUUAGAACUGUAUCGAUGUGUUUAUAAUCCUGAACACAGACCUUUCACAAGGUGUAAUGUACUUCAUCCUUUGGAUAUUAGUUUGGCAGGGUCUACUCCACCAGAAAAAGGACUACAUUUGGAACUUUUGGUGACUAGUGUUUAUUUGAGCGUUUCGCCUGCGACAAUAGAACUUCUUAACAAAACUUUAGCUACUAUGACUGGUGGAGAUGAAAAGGAUAAGGAAAAUGAUGAAAAGGUCUUCGAAUACGACGAUUUAUGGAAAGACUCUGAACUAAAACCAGAAAAACUGUGGUAUUUAAAUACAGAAUACGGUACAGACGCCUUAGCGUUGGAGGAUACAUGUCCUGCUGAUCAUGGAAAGGUAGUUCUUCAGGAGUUGUGUAUAAUAUCUAUUCCGUCUGUAACUGUAACCGUAGAAGCAGGUGUUGGCAACAAGACCUUACCAAUGUUGAUGUUGGAAACAGGAUUCUCUGGUAGCGUUAAAAACUGGAGUUCACAGAUGAUACUGGAGGCUGCCCUAACCAUGCAGAUGGGUUAUUAUAACAGUAAACUCGCUUCAUGGGAACCACUGAUAGAGCCUGAAGUCUUUAAUAACAAGCACAUUCCUUGGGAAUUGAAAGUUGAGGUGACUAUGAAUCCAGAACAACCUGCAAUAGACAACACAUCCGUGUUAAGCCCAGCAGAGUCUGAAAGCGAAAAAUGCGAAAUAGAGCUACCCCCACCGCUUAUGCAAAUUGAUUUAGAAUCUGAGAAAAACUUAGAACUUACUGUUACCAAAACUCUCUUGGAAAAUCUUCAAUAUCUAGGAAAAGCUUUCGCUUCCGCUUUGGACAAAGAAAAUAUAAAGACACAGGUCAUAGAAUCUCCCUACAAGGUCAUAAAUGCAUUAGGAGAAGAUAUAACACUUCUUCUGGAGGAGAGCUCUUUCACCGGACCACCGUCUGGUGUUGGUGAUGUCAAUACCUUACAAGAUGUGCCACUGGAACUAAAGAAAAACCUAAAAGAAAACGAAAAGCUACAUCUAGGUCAAGAAUUGCUGUCCAAUUCAAAAAGAAAAUCGUACACAUUGAAACUGGAGAUACCCUUUUUGGAUUCCACGUUAACCCUUCCAGUAAAUAGGGCAGACAAACGCUACUUCCCUUUGAAUUAUCGUAGUUCUAUUCAUGACAACUGGGCUCUUAUAUCUGAUAUAAGAGUAGAGGAAGCAGUCACUAUUAUAACUUUACGAAGUACUGUGCAGGUUCAUAACUACUUCAACGUGCCAAUAGACGUCUAUUAUAUGACUUCCAAAGGCAACCAACUUCUGCUGGUCAAUACAAUUAAGCCCAAUGACAAACUGAACGUUCCGCUCAAAGCUGUCUAUACACCAACUACAGAACUCUUCUUCGGCGUACCCAAUUACUCUGUAACAGCGACGCCAUUUACUUGGAAAGAACUGGAAACGAACUUGAAGGUCACGAAGAUCCUGCAGUGUUACCCCAAAACAGGGGAUAAUGAAACCAUGCCGUUCGUUAUAAAAGCAGUGGGCGAGAUGGAGCAGGUUUACUACGAACAUACCACUCGACAUACAAUGGCUAGUACUUGUUACAAUAUUAAUUUGAGACCAGCUGUUAUUUUCAAGAACUCUCUGCCUUAUAACGUUGUCUGUUGUGUGGAUGAAUCUCCUGAUGAGUUCACUGUAGAACCCGGUGAUACAUUACAGUUACCUACAGUGGAUCCUGGAAAGAACUGUCUCGUGUUCAGGAUUCCUGAAUAUUUAGAAAAAGAGUGGUCCUGUAGGAAAGCCCUAGAUGGCGAACCGGAGGAAUUUUCGGUGUGGAGUUUCGAAAGUUUCGACAGUGCUACCAAAAUGAUCCUGGAUCUGGGAAUGUAUAUCGUAAGAAAGAACGACUCGCUUGAGUUGAUGUUGUAUUGUCCGUUCUGGAUGAUAAACAAGACGGGACUCAUGUUAGGAUACAGAAAAUCUAAAAAAUGCGAAAAAGCAGAUUCAUCUAGUAGUCCUAAGAGCUCGGAUGAGGCGCUAAACGUAUUGUACCAUCCUCGUGACUUCCAAGGCCCCAUUCUGUUUUCAUUUAACGCCAAAAACUUCUUCGGUAAGAAAAAAGCGUCAGUCAGAGUCGAGAAUGGAGAGUGGUCCAACAAAUUCUCCGUGGAUGUGGCUGGGUCUUCAGGUUUUGUGAACUGCAAGUGGAACGAACAAACGUACCAGAUCGGAGUGCAGAACAGCCUGACCCACAACGGUUUAACCAAACAGAUAACUUUUAUUCCGUACUACGUGAUCAUAAACGAAGCACCAUACGCCAUAGAAUGCCAAGAACAUAACAGACCAGCAGACCAUUGGGUCACAGUAGAACCAAAAUCAUGCACAGCCUUGUGGCCAAAGAGCGAUGCACAAGACAAAUUAAUGAAAAUUAGGGUUAAAGGCACCCAAGAUUCUUCAGCGCCCUUCCUCUACACCGAGAGCCAUAACACAUUACUUAGGCUUAACAACAAAUAUGGUGGUGUCAACGUAGAUAUACAGUUGACUGAAGGUACUGUUUAUAUCAAUUUGGCACCUUAUGAAGAUGGUUCUGCUCCUGCUUUGUUAGUCAACCACUCUAAUUAUACUAUCAGCUAUUGGGAAAAAGAUUCAGUUCAAAAGAGGGAAUUACCCCCAUCAACUUGUUGCUAUUACACCUGGGAGAAUCCAUCUGGUCCAAGAUCCAUCGUGUGGGAUCGAGGAAACAAAAAGGAAAUUAUUAAUGAUCUACGUAAAGAUAUGUAUGGCGAAUUUGCACCUGAAGAUGGCGCUCACAUCUGCUGGACUUCAUUCUUGGAUGGAAUGCAGCGGGUGCUCCUAUUCACUGAAGAUAGGGCUCUGGCCGAAGGAGCUCAAGCCAGUAAUAUUCUAGAGGUCAUUCAGCAGGAAAUAACUGUAUCGAUACAUGGAAUUGGGUUAUCGCUUGUUAAUAACCAAGCGAGACAGGAAAUUAUGUACCUUGGAAUUGCUAGUUCAGGUGUGAUAUGGGGAUCCUGCAAGCUAUCAAGCACCAGAUUCAAAUUCUUCGACGCCAAGCUCUCUACAGCUCUAGAAAAUGCGUACCAAGCAUGUUUACGGGAAUCCGAAAUCAAUCCCAAUACCGAUUGGCACGUACAGAUCGACCCCAAGACCGAAGUUGACUUCAAGGCCAACAUGAUGUACAAGCCAACCAAGAAGAUAAUCAGACGCACAUUCCUAACCGGACUUUGGUUAAAUAUGAAGACCAGUCCCAGCCAGAAACAAAUCCAUGCCAAGAUUAACCGUUUGCAGAUUGAUAAUCAACUAUAUGACUGUAUAUUCCCAGUAGUAUUGGCCCCAGUGCCUCCUCCAAAGAGUGUUACUGCUAAUGAUGGAAUUAAACCCUUCAUUGAAGUUAGUAUUGUCCAGUUAUUGAUGAAGAACAGUCAGAUUCUUCAGUUCAAAUACUUCAAAGUUUUAGUUCAAGAAUUCCAUAUUAAAUUGGAUAUGGGAUUCGUAAGUAGUAUUUUAGAAAUGUUGCAAGAAGACGAGGCAUCUGCAGAAACAGAGAAACAACUCUUCUUGACAGACAAACAUCACGUUGAAGAAACCCUCUAUGCACUGGCUUCCACUCAAUCUAGUCAAGAACAAAAAAGCUUCUAUGAUUUACUUCAUUUUUCACCAUUUAAAAUCCACAUUAGUUUCUCUCUAGCUGCAGGAUCAAGUUCUUCCAGUCAAAAUAUAUCUACUCCUCCAUUAGUGCACGCCCUGCUUCAAGGCAUAGGUGUCACUCUUACAGACUUAAAUGAUGUUGUGUUCAAGUUAGCAUUCUUCGAAAGGAACUUCACUUUCCUUACGCAGAAGCAAUUGAUUAGUGAAGCAACUAGUCAUUAUGUAGGACAAGCUAUUAAACAAUUUUAUGUGUUAGUUUUGGGAUUGGAUGUCUUAGGAAACCCAUACGGCCUAGUAUUAGGUAUUACCAAGGGUGUUGAAGAUUUGUUUUAUGAACCAUUCCAGGGUGCGAUCCAGGGACCAGGUGAAUUCGUCGAAGGUUUAGCGUUGGGAGUCAGGAGUUUGUUCGGACACACUGUAGGUGGUGCUGCAGGUGCUAUGUCAAAGAUUACCGGAGCUAUGGGCAAAGGUAUCGCUGCUCUCACCUUCGAUGACGACUUCCAAAGGAAACGAAGAGAAAAGCAGAACAGGAAGCCCCAGAACGUACAAGAAGGUUUAGCUCGAAGUGGAAAAGGUUUGGUUAUGGGUGUGUAUUCUGGUGUAACUGGAGUAUUUACAAAACCAGUGGAAGGUGCCAAGGAAGAAGGAGUGGAGGGCUUCUUUAAGGGUUUAGGAAAAGGAGCUGUAGGCCUAGUUACCCGUCCAGUUGCUGGUGUCGUGGACUUCGCCAGUGAUUCGUUAGAUGUAGUCAAAAGAGCAGCCGAAGGUGGUGAAGAUACGUUAAGACUGCGAGCCCCAAGAUUUUUACAUUCUGAUAAGCUAGUACGGCCCUAUAACUUACACGAAGCUACUGGCAACAGAUAUCUCAACCAUAUUUCCAAAGGAAAAUAUGCCAAAACUGACGUUUAUGUGGCGCAUUAUAUUGUCGUAGAAAAAAAGGAAGUUUUGUUGUUGACUGACCGCAGAGUGGCUUAUCUUAUGCAUAACGACAUCUUCGGAGGAUGGCAGAUCGAAUGGUCAUAUACCUGGGAAGAAAUCACUGCUCCAGGAAAAGUAACCCCCAAAGGUGUUCAAAUUACUACCUCAGAAAAGAAGAAGAAGCUGUUCGGUUCUAGUAGUAAUACCAAGCUGGUGCUCAUCGUUAGCCCUCAAAUAAGAGAAGAGAUCUGCGAGAAAAUGGAGUCCCUUAGGACAGCUUAAUUUCUUAUGCUUUAAAAUGCUUCGGCGUACUUUCUUAUUUAAUAUUUAUCUCCAGUUCCAGAAACAAUGUUAUACAUGAAAGACUAAUCGUAAUGCUUUUGUUUGUUGUUGUAUGUGGUCGUUUUGAGUUAAUAUUUUUCUUUUUAAUAAUCUAAGCAACAAAAAUGUUUCUUUUUGAGUUGAGGAUAAUGUAUUCUACAAAUACUAACACCAACGUAAUUUUAUCCUUUACUCUAUAUGGGAGGCCAGUCCACAACUGAUGUACAUUGCACAGAUCAGAUUCUAAGGGUAAAACAUGCCGAAGAUACAUGGAUGAGCGCGGUGUAGGCCGCGAUCGCGGUCGCUACAUCGAUAUCAAAACCUUCAUUUUCUUAUGAGAUCGCAUAUACCAAGGAUGUGUCACCGGUUCACCCUCACGACCUUGCAUCGCGGUUUACAGCGAUGUCGAUGCCAAAACAGGAUACGGAAAGUAUCUUCGGUAUGUUGUGCCCGUCAUCGAUGUAAACCUCGACCGCGAUCGCAACCUAUACCGCGCUCAUCCAUGUAUCUUCACGUCCAUCAAGUUAGCAGAACAAAG